Messenger RNA from Microthlaspi erraticum, 366 nucleotides. The record is from the annotation of a GenBank genome assembly. NCBI's taxonomy places the organism in Eukaryota, Viridiplantae, Streptophyta, Magnoliopsida, Brassicales, Brassicaceae.
AUGUAUAUUGCAGGUCCAGUUGAUGAAUGUGUUGCAAAAGUGACAGGAUUUUCCUGGAUAUUAGAAAGCAUAACAGUUUGGAUAUCCUUGAUUUCCGUAGAUAACAUCUGCCAACAAAGAUUAAGCGCAAGAAGAUGUACCAACACCAAACCCAUGUUCUUUCGCUCCUUGAUGAUCACAGAAACAAAAUGUCUCAUCAUCCUUCCCUGCAAGCCCACCGGUCGUGAGAGUUCUAGAGAAACAAGGAGCAAGGUUGAUUUUUCCGGCGAGGAUGAACGUUUAGAUUGUACCUUAUGGAAUUCAAUGGCCGAGGAAAUGCUGAAGCAUGCGAGAGUGAUGGAGAUGAAAGGGUCAUUUGUCUAUUAA